CAAAAAAUAAAUAAAUAAUAAGCUUCUAUUCUAUUUUUAUUUCCAAUGACUAGAAUAUUUAUCAUGUAAAAAGCCGGCUUGUUAAAUAUUAUUGAUAUUUUUCCCAAAUUGUAAAAUUCAGCAUGUCUUUCAAUACAGUCAACAUUUCAGUGGAGGCCCCAAUCGAGAACCAAAUCCAAGAAAUAACUUACGAAGGCGUCGAAAUCUAUCAGCCUCCAUUGACUCUCUCAGAAAGCUUAGCAAAAUAUGCCCAAAAAAUCGACUUCAGCAAAACAUCAGAAGCCGACAUAAAAAAAGAAGAAGCCCUAGAGGAAGCUAAAUCGGACAGCGACAGCAAAGACGCUUUCCAAUCCUCCUUAUGGCCGUGGGACUCUGUCAGAAACAAACUGAGAAACGCCCAUCAAGAAGUAUGCGUCCUAGCCGACGUUCUAAAUGUAGCAAAAGACAAAAGGUACAUGGUGCUAGAUCCGGUGCAACAGGAACCCCUAGAAACCAAGCCGAUGGUGCAGAUUUACGCUAGAAAGAAAGCUUUGGGGGGUGCCGCUAACGUGCUAUUAGCUGGAGCUGAAAAACUGAAGACUUCACAGAACGAGGCCGCUAGAAACCGCACUACUCCAGAUUUUCAUAUCGAACUGUUGAGGCUCAGGCAAAAUUGGAGACUGAAGAAAGUAUCCAACACAAUUAUUGGGGAUUUGAGCUAUAGGACUGCUGGAUCUAAGUAUUUGCAGACUGGAACUUUUGAGGUUACCAAAGCAGAAGAAGAUGAUAAACCAGGCACACCACCCAGUAGCCCUUUGCCAACAUCAGGAGGAGCUCAACCCACCAAACCCAGCAGCGCCCUUAAAGUAGCUAUUCCCUCUGAGCUACAGGGAGUUGCUUACAUUGAAGUCCUUUGUCAGAAAGAUCAAGAAGACCUUUGUUCGGCAAAUAUAAACCUAUUAGGUUCAGGAGCUCCUUCUUCCAACCCAGACAUGCAUUGGCAGCAAAAACUGGAAGCAGCUCAAAAUGUGCUUUUUUGCAAAGAGCUAUUCAAUCAGCUAGCCAAAGAAGCUGUCCAGCUUCAAGCUCCAAUCCCUCACAUGGUUGUUGGCAAUCAAAUUAUGGCUACAGUUUUGCCUGGUAUUCAGUUAAUAAUUGCGCUACGUCAUUCCACUUCUGCGGACAAGAAAAGUGAUAAACAGCCUUCGCCAUCAAAAAGUGAACACGAUCAUGUACUAGAACACUCCUUACAUCAAUUAUUGAGAGAAGUGCACCAUAAAAACACUCACCAUCCAUUUCCUCAUCCUGCUACAGGCCCAUUGGGGCCUUCUAAGAAAAGAAUGAUGGCAGGACCAAUGGCAGCAGACAGACACGAGCUUUUGGAAAUGACUAAACAAGAAACCUUAUUGGAACAAAUUGUCAAGCAAGCUCAGCAUUUUAUAAUGCGUAUGAGGACUGAAUAUGUUUUAGAUACUAUUGCAAAAGAGUUCAAGGACCCAUUGAUAUCUUCUCAUUGGAAUACUUUGAACAGUCCUACACAGAGUUGUGUUAAAAUUAAUAUUUCCACUCAUGGAUAUGACGCUGUUUGUAGGACUCCUUUGGUUAUACAUGUUGGAGAAAAAAGUCUCAAAUGUAUUUGCAGAGAUGGCAAAGUAAUGAAUAUGAGUUACGAACCGCAAGAAUUGAGAGAUUUAAUUUUUUGUCACAUAAACCAACAUCAAAUUUUAGCGGUGCAAGCUUUAGCUAAGACAAUGGGGUGGCAAUCUUUAGGCAAUUCAAAUCAUUUGGGUAGUGGUCCAGUAGAGCCUUUAGGAAACGCAGCGUCGUGCCUGUUAGCAUCGCCAACAGGAGAUCGAAUUAUAGCAAUCAGAUGCGAGCCCCAAGCUAGUGGAAUGCAAGUCUCUGUGGCCCACUCUCCAAGAACAGACUUUUUCCCUAGUAGAUUGGUGACUGAACGCAAAUGGGAACACUUGGGAGGACAAUUCAGGGACGUGCGAUUGGACAAAAUGGAGGGGCGGAAUUUUUUGCAUAAGAUGGAGCUUUUGAUGGCCAGUCUGACGAGUAAUUCUUAAUUUUAGAGUAGGUAGGUGUAACGUUUUCCAUACAGGGUGAUUUAUGUAGCCCGUGUAUUAGCUUGUAGGUGGAUUAGAUGCUAUGUAAAUCACGGUGUAUAAAUACCCAAGUAUAACUGCAUAGAUUUUUUUUUGUAUUUAUUAAAUUUAUGUCCUAUUAGUGUCAUUUUUUUUCGAAUAAAUGGAACCAAUAUUGAGCCAAAUA
Molecule: messenger RNA, 2256 nt
Organism: Ceutorhynchus assimilis (cabbage seed weevil)
Lineage: Eukaryota; Metazoa; Arthropoda; Insecta; Coleoptera; Curculionidae
Source: the annotation of a GenBank genome assembly